AUGGAGAAGAAGGAGGUCGAGAGCAUCCCCGAAAGAAGUCAGACACCGCCACCGGAAUACGAGCAAUACGCUGGUCCAUCCACUUCGCAGCCGAACAACAGUCAGAGCAGCACAGGGGACGUGGGUUUUAGGAGUGCUCUAGGAAAUUCCGUGAAAGACAACUUUGUAUCUCGUCUGCGAACACCUCAAGAAGCUGGUUUGAUCGGUAGUGCGCUCAGUUUGACUAGCGCUACCGUGGGCACCACUCUCGGACUUACAACAGCCGCCAUCGGUGGUGUACUCUCUUUACCGGCCGUUGCCGUAGGCGCUGGCGUCAAACAUCAUAAAAAUAAGCAGAAACAGAAGCAGAGAGAGAGCUCUUCUCCUUCCUCUUCCUCCUCUUCUUUAGACAACAGCAACCGAGAUGGCAGCGAAGAGGAUCUCAAAAGGAAGCAAGCUAGAGAACUCAAGGAGUUCAAAGAGAGCCAGAAAAGGGAGAAGGAAGAAUGGAAACGCAAAGGUAAAGGUAAAGAUAGUAUUAGUUAG
Wallemia mellicola CBS 633.66 is the source of this 525-nucleotide messenger RNA. RefSeq lists its product as hypothetical. The coding region runs from base 1 to 525 and encodes 174 amino acids. The record is from RefSeq and is a predicted model, not a curated record. The transcript has a single exon. NCBI's taxonomy places the organism in Eukaryota, Fungi, Basidiomycota, Wallemiomycetes, Wallemiales, Wallemiaceae.